Messenger RNA from Volvox carteri f. nagariensis, 2403 nucleotides. RefSeq lists its product as uncharacterized. The record is from RefSeq and is a predicted model, not a curated record. Lineage: Eukaryota; Viridiplantae; Chlorophyta; Chlorophyceae; Chlamydomonadales; Volvocaceae. The transcript has 5 exons. Bases 1 to 2319 code for a protein of 772 amino acids.
AUGGCCGCCGGCAGGAGGGAAGCUUCUCUGGCAGCGUCGGAGAUCGUUCCCGGCUCAGAAAGCGCUGGUUGGGAGUUUCACGUCGAGUCUAGACCUACGGUGGUUUCGGGUUGGAUAUCUCCACAUUCAUGGGUCCAGCAUCAGCUGAACGCGUUUGCAGCACUGGAGCAGGCCAUUCUGCAGCACCUCAACGAAGGUCUAGCUGGAAAUGAUGAUGUUAGCUCAAGCACGCAAGCGCAACAACUCCGCCAAGUGGGCUGCGCUCGGAUGCGUGCCGCACUCCUGACUAAGGCGGCGCAGCAGGACUCCGACGCGCGGGCGCUCCCCGGGGACAUUUCAGUAGCUGGCAGUAGCAGAAGCAGUGAUGGCAGCACUGCAGCUGCUGCGGGCGAUGGUGAGGAGUACAUUGAGGAUUACGUGGCUGGCAGGGUCUCUAGUCGCUCUGCGUACAUGGCCGCCGACUCGCUCCUUCGUGGCGCUUCAAGCUCGUACGGCGAUGAAAGCAGUACCGGCAGCAGCAGCAGCAGCAGCAGUGAUGCAGGCGCGGCGGGGGUCGCUGCGGUAGCUGGUUCUCGGAUUCUCCGUGACCAGGCCAACCCCCUCUGGCCUGAAAGCGUCUCUUGGGACGACCUUGCGCUGUACGAGGAUGCGCAAGAUUGGGCAGCUUCUGAGUGGAUCAACCAAUAUGUAGAACGCGAUGCUGAAGGUCAGGAGUUCGAGUACGACUAUGUGUACGGAUAUGAGUACGACUACGAGUACGAGGAGGAUGCUGACAUGGACGAUCUCGACGGCGACGAUGACGACGUCGAUGAUGAUGAUGAUGAUGAUGAUGAUGAUGAUGAUGACGAUGAUGAGGCGGAGGAGGGCGUGUGGGGACGAUGGCAGGAUCUGAUGGCAGCAAAAGGGGAGGGGAGGAGCAGCCAGCUGAUGCAGGGCUUAUCGCUGCGAGAGCGGUAUGGUCUGGAGGGCCGCGUGUUGAAGCUGCUGGAUAGCGCUUACGCGCGGGUGUUUAGCGGCGACGAUGUCGAGGAUGGCGCACAGGAGCAGCAGGGUAGCACCCCUCUAGACGCAGCUGCCACUGAGGGGGAUGCCAGCGGCUCCGCGGUGAAGGUAGCUGCUGCGGUGCAGGCGGCGACCACACAGGCAUCCUCUUUGGGUUCCUCGCUGUCGGAGGGGUCCGCGGCAGCUGCCUCGCAAGUGGGGGACGGUGCUCCGGGCUCUGCUGCGGUUGACACGGCUGUUGUGGCGAAGGCGGAGGCAGGGGAGGCGGCGUUGGCCUCCGGGGCAGCGGAUCUCGGAUAUAACGCAUACCGCUUGGUCGAGACAGAUGACCCAGAUGAGGGCCGGCCUGCCUACUACGACCUUGGCGGCGAUGAUGACCUGUACUUUGGGUACGAGUACGACGUGUACGGGGACUAUUACCAGGCCAUGGCCUUUGUUGACCUUCUGCUUUCCAAGGAGCAGCAGCAGGACGCGGACGUGGAUGAAUGGGCUGACUACUUGGAGCAGGCCUACGAGUACUUCACCUAUUACACGGAGGACAACGACGACCUGGCAACCAGCGAGUACGGCAGCUUGUACGGCACUAUGUACAGCAGCAGUGUUGACGCACCCGAUGCGCUCGCCGCACUCGCAAGCAUUGCGGAGCUGGUGCUCUUGGCCCACAUGGGCAACUUCGCGUUGGAGGUUCGACCCGCCACCGAGUCCCCUGCGGACCUUGGCAGCAGCAUGGAGUCCACCACUGGCACCAUUUUCCUAAUUUCCAGUGAGCCGUACAGCGGCAGCAGCAGCAGCAGCAAUGAUGAAGAUACCUUCAGCUACUCGGGGAUGCUCUUCGCCCUGGGCCCCUACACGCAGGACUCGCAAACAUCCGCGACGCUGCUCGCGGAGCAGCAAUGGCAGCCGCAGGAACAGCCGGCGCUGGAGGUGGUCAACGACUUGAAUGUUCGAUUCAUGUUGCCCGACGGUACUGUUAACUGGGGUCUGGUGACGAUGCUGGUGUUAUCUGCGGGCACGUUGGCAAUGUUGGUGGGUUUCGUAGCGAGCUGGAUGGCGUUGCGGCGGAGCAUGGCGUUGUCGUCCCGAGGGUGGGUGUACGUGCCGCCAAAGAAGGGCAAGGAGGGUAAGCAGCGGUGGGGUGGGAAGGGCGUCUGCGGCGACUUUGGUGCUGUGCCGUUGCUGCUGCUGCGGCCGGAGGACGUUAAAGGUGCGGUGUGCUGGGGCUCGACGCCGCCGGUGGCGUCUGCGGUGGAAGAUGCGUCGUGUUAUGUGCCGCCCAAGGUCGAGAACGAGAGCGUGGCCAAGGCGCUGUAUAAGUAGAUUUUGUUAUGAGCAGCAGCAGGUUUAGAGGCUGUUCUAGAAGAUCUUAUCAUAUCGUAGGCCAUGCGAACGCCUGGUUUGUUU